Knipowitschia caucasica is the source of this 1011-nucleotide messenger RNA. The record is from the annotation of a GenBank genome assembly. Lineage: Eukaryota; Metazoa; Chordata; Actinopteri; Gobiiformes; Gobiidae.
AUGUCUCAGAUCAUCAACCCCUUCAGGACCAUCCAGCUGAACUUCAAAGACCAGUUCGGCCUGGCCUACAGUGGCCUGCGGGGGGCAGUGUGCUUCGCCCUGGUCUUCACUCUGCCCGACACCAUCAACCGCCGGAACCUCUUCGUCACCGCCUCCAUCGCAGUCAUCAUCUUCACUGUGGUGGUCCAGGGCGUAAGUAUUCGGCCGAUUGUGGAGUACAUGAACAUCCGACGCAGCAACAAUGAAAAAUUCAACAUCAACAUGGAGAUCCACCACCGGACGAUGGAGCACAUUGUGUCUGGGAUCGAGGACCUGUGUGGACAAUGGAGCCACUACUACUGGAAAGACAAGUUUAAGAAGUUCAACGACAGUGUCCUGCGGAGGAUCCUGCUGCGGGACAACAGGCCCGAGUCCAGCAUCGUGUCUCUGUACAAGAAGCUGGAGCUGCAGAGCGCCAUCGAGCUGCUGGACACGCCCAUGGGGGACCUGAGCGCCGCCCCCUCCGUCGUCUCCCUGAACGAUGAGAUGAAGGAAGCGUCUCGGUCAAAGAAGAAGUUCCAGAGCGUCGACGUGAGAAAGAUGCAAAAUAUUCUGACAAAGAACAUGUACAAGAUCAGACAAAAGACUCUGGCUUAUACCAAUAAAUACAAACUCCCCGACGACAGCCGGACUCGGGAAAUCCUGAUCCGUCGCCAUGCCAGCAUCAGACGCAGCCUCCGAUCCUCCAGCUUCAGGGAUCUGCCGUCAGAGAACAUUCCAAAAUCCCAAAAAUAUUUCUCGCUGCAGCCGGGCGGCGACCUGGAGGCGGCCUUUAACCUCCGCAGAAGAAGUCACGGUGGUUCUGCCCGAUCAGGCCUCGCCCUCAGCCCCAUCCAGGAGCGCAGUCUGGACCCGGAUCCACACAGGACCACAGUGCACCAGAGCGAGGCCGGAGAGGGGCCCUCACCACGGGGCUGGCAGCCGGAGACCCCCCAGGGAGACCCGGUGUCCAGGAGCCCCCUGCUCAGAUAA